AAAUCUUGCCACCCCUUGUAAGCGUAAUGGUACAUUCCAAACAACCAAAACAAAGAUGGCACACGAGGAGUUUAUGUAAGCUAGCGAAAGUGACACUAGGACUCUCGGACUCGUGUGUUUGACACACAACCUCUGUGGCGAGAUAAACACCCCAUCAUUUAGCAAGAUGGCGAAACAAAUAUCAAGCCUAUUUCCAUCCAUCAGAAUCCCACUAGUGUACUUAUCCUGUCUGCCCACCGGUGUCAGGUUCAAGCGUAUCUCAACCACUGGAAGUGUCCAGAUGGGAGGCAAGCCAGCAACAAGUCCAUUCCGUGGCCAUAUUAAACCUGCGAACUUUGCAGCAACCCCAGUCCGUUGGAGGUUCAGCCUGGGGAAUUGUUUCUCCUCCACCCCGAGGAAGAGAAGCAGGCCGGGCAGUGUUAUUGGCACGAUCACCUUGGUGGGGUCUCUGCACACCGGGACGAUGACAGCCAUGAAAGUUGACCUGAACUCCACUGCCGGAGACUGGAGGGAGAUCAAGGACUUCCUGCUGUCUCAGCCCGUGGAGGUCCGGCGCCAGUACUACAAGACUGACCCCAUCCGCCUGGACGACAUCCCACCGUGGACGCACACUGGAGUGUCGGCUGGUCCCGAAGGGAGUCGUUAUCCCAGAAAUGAGAAGCUUGACGGGAAGAUUUCCAUCUACAGUGGCAACAUCACUGUGCUAGAGGUAGACGCUGUUGUCAAUGCAGUGGAUGGAGCGAUCCACCGUGGCGCAGGGCCGCUGUUAAUGAAAGAGUGCGCCUCCCUCCAUGGCUGCCACACCGGACAAGCAAAGGUCACGUGCGGCUACGGCCUCCCUGCCAAGUAUGUGAUCCACACGGUGGGGCCCAUAGCUCAGGGCGGCGUUGGAGAGGCGGAGAAGAGCGCGCUGAGGUCGUGCUACAGCAACAGCCUGCGGAAGGCGACGGAGAACAGCGCUCGCUCUGUGGCCUUCCCUUGCAUCUCCACCGGAAUCUACGGUUACCCGCCCGAGAAGGCUGUGCACGAGGCCUUGGCGACCGUGAGGGAAUAUCUGGAUGAGCACCACGACAAGCUGGACAGAGUCAUCUUCUGUGUGUUUUUGCCCAAAGACAAAGAAUUGUAUCUGCAGAACCUCCCUCUCUACUUCCCUGUUGAUCCCACCGAGACCCCCGUGACAAGUAAACUGUGAUGAUGGACUAUCCUCUUCUUCCCCCUCCCCCUCCUCCGACGACGACCCCAAGCAGCAGCAGCAGAAGCAGGAGGACUCAAAAGUAGCAGCUACUUUAUUUUCACCCUGCCUGAAAACCCUGAUUGCUUUUGUGUCUUUCAUGCUGACACUUUGCGCUUCAGAGUCGAGGGGUCGCCAUUGUGAUGUGCGAUGUGCACACACUGGUGCUACUCUACUCUUCGCUACUCUACGCUACUCUACCCUUCACUACUCUAUGCUACCCUACUCUUCACUACUCUACUCUUCGCUACUCUACUGCACUCCCAUAUUAGGAUUGCAGUGUGUGCACAAACACCACAAAGCUUAUUAAAGCCAAGCAUCUGCGCUCCUUGUCUCCUUGUCUCCUUGUCUCCUUGUAUUGACAAUGAGCAUUUGAACCCAAAUUUUGCAUUUUAGAUUGUUAAUGUUUUUUUAUUAAA
Messenger RNA from Dunckerocampus dactyliophorus (ringed pipefish), 1650 nucleotides. It is a transcript of the gene macrod1, whose product is annotated as mono-ADP ribosylhydrolase 1. Gene Ontology annotation, molecular function: ADP-ribosylglutamate-[protein] hydrolase activity. The record is from RefSeq and is a predicted model, not a curated record. The transcript is spliced from 9 exons. NCBI's taxonomy places the organism in Eukaryota, Metazoa, Chordata, Actinopteri, Syngnathiformes, Syngnathidae. Gene Ontology annotation, biological process: DNA damage response; peptidyl-glutamate ADP-deribosylation; purine nucleoside metabolic process. Bases 167 to 1192 code for a protein of 341 amino acids. Gene Ontology annotation, cellular component: nucleoplasm.